Molecule: messenger RNA, 2843 nt
Organism: Xiphophorus maculatus (southern platyfish)
Lineage: Eukaryota; Metazoa; Chordata; Actinopteri; Cyprinodontiformes; Poeciliidae
Gene: tat
Product: tyrosine aminotransferase
Exons: 13
Coding region: 1146-2495 (449 amino acids)
Biological process (GO): biosynthetic process; aromatic amino acid metabolic process
Molecular function (GO): L-tyrosine:2-oxoglutarate transaminase activity; pyridoxal phosphate binding
Source: RefSeq, a predicted model, not a curated record
AGCAGGGGGCCUGAGGACUGGAAUUGAGAAGCACUGGGUUAGAAGAAGAAGCAAACAAUGUCUCGGGUGUCAGAACCAGAACCUGGGUCGGCAAAGUAUUCACUUCCUGUUCCGCCAACCCGACGAACGGCGGCCAGUCAGGAAGAGUUGAUCUGAAAAGUGUGGCAUGCUUGUUGUUAAACACCAGAACCUCUUCAGAACCUUGUGACUGCAUCAUCGUUGCUAUGGUGAUGGCCCCUCCAGAAGCUGCUGUUGGGUCAGAGAUGAUUUCUUGUGGUUCUAGUGGUCCUGGUUCCGGUCCAUUAUCAGUGUUCUGUGGCGUCAGUGUAUUUGUGUCGCAUCAUAUUUGUUCCCAGGAUUCAGAGGUCAGAGUCCGGUCGGUUCCUGCGGGGAACUGGAGAAUGGGCCAGGUAUCGACCCGAGGUUCUGUUUGCGCCGCGAGGUCGACGGCCGGCAGAGAGCAAUCUGUUGCGUCAUUUCAUCGGAACAGAAGCGGGUCGGGCAGCGGGUCGAGAUUAACCCCCGACGGGCCGGGGAGGCUAGUUAGCCUCGUUAGCUGCUGAUCCGUCUUCCCACAGCAUGGUGCUGCCACCACCUUGCUUCACUGUAUGGAUGCUGUGUUCAGGUUGUUACUUUCCCCCACUAGGGCCAGGAAGUUCUGUUUGGACCGGGUCAGAACCUGCAGGUUUUGAAGCUGAUUCCAACAGACUUUAAUCGAUCGCAGCUUGUUGCUCUGAUGCUGAUCUCUGUUUGCCUUCGCGUGACGAACGCAGCCGCCCCCCCCCAGCACCAGUAUACCCACCACUAUGCCCUCCCAGUAAAUGCUGCAGCCUGUCUGGUUCUGGUUACUGGUGGAGAGGAGUGGGAGGGGGGCGUUCCCGCUCGGCCCCCGGCCUCGGCCAAUGGGAGCGCUGCGUCUGGAGGUUUUGCUGCUCAGCAUCUAUAAAAGCAGCUUUGAUCUGCUGGAUGAGAUCCUGAGCGGUUCUCCAGCAGCCAGACGUUAGUGGUUCUGGUUCUAGUGGUUCUGGUUCCAGUGGUCCUUUUGGAUAAAAUCCUGAGCAGUUCUCCAGCAGCCAGACGUUCAGCAGAUAUUGCAGCAGGAAGUUUUGAUGAGCUGCUGCUGGACUGGAUGCCAGUUACUCUAGAUGGACAACCAGGCCUACUUGGUUCAGAUGAAGAGCAAGCCCCUGACCUUGAGCGGGAAGGUCGGCGGCCCGUUUCCGGCCAAGCCGCGCAGCCGCAGGCAGCGCUGGGAGGUGAAGCCGUCGGAAAUGUCCCGCAACACGUUGAACCCGAUCCGGGCCAUUGUGGACGGGAUGAAGCUGAUCCCCAACCCGGCCAAGCCCAUGAUCUCUCUGUCCAUCGGUGACCCCACUGUGUUUGGGAACCUGCCGACGGACGCCGCCGUCCUCCAGGCCAUGAAGGACGCCAUCGACUCUCAGAGAUUCAACGGCUACGCUCCGUCUGUGGGCUACCUGAGGAGCCGGCAGGCCGUGGCAAACUUCUGCAGCCGACCUGAAGCUCCACUGGAGGCAGAGGACGUCAUCCUGACCAGCGGCUGCAGCCAGGCCAUUGAGCUGUCCAUCGGCGUCCUGUGUAACCCAGGAGACAACAUCCUGGUCCCUCGGCCCGGCUUCUCCUUGUAUAAGACGCUGGCCAUCUCCAUGGGCAUCGAGGUCAAAUUCUACGACCUUUUGCCUGAGAAGUCGUGGGAGAUCGACCUGCAACACCUGGAGAGCCUGGUGGACGAGAGGACUUCCUGUCUGAUCGUCACCAACCCGUCCAACCCCUGCGGCUCCGUUUUCAGCCGAGAACACCUGCAGAACAUCCUGACAGUUGCCUCCAAGCUCUGUGUUCCCAUCCUGGCGGAUGAAAUCUACAGCGACAUGGUUUUCCCAGGAUGCAACAGUCCUUCCCUGGCGUCUCUCAGCAGCGAGGUUCCGGUUCUGGCCUGCGGGGGCUUGGCCAAGCGCUGGCUGGUUCCAGGCUGGAGGAUGGGCUGGAUCCUCAUCCACGACCGGAACCGGGUCUUCGGAUCGGAGAUCCGCCAGGGCCUGGUGAGGCUGAGCCAGCGCAUCCUGGGAGCCUGCACCGUCGUCCAGGGGGCGCUAGAGAGCAUCCUGAAUGACACGCCGCCCGGCUUCUACAGCAGCACCAUCAGCUGCCUGCAGUCCAAUGCAGAGAUCUGCUUCAGUGAGCUGAGCGCCGUCCCGGGCCUCAACCCCGUCAUGCCGUCCGGAGCCAUGUACCUGAUGGUCGGGAUUGAAAUGGACCAUUUCCCAGAGUUUCAGAACGAUGUGGACUUCACGGAGCGCCUGGUGACGGAGCAGUCCGUCUUCUGCCUGCCCGCCUCGGCGUUCGAGUAUCCAGACUUCUUCCGCAUCGUUCUGACGGUUCCAGAGGAGCUGAUGCUGGAGGCCUGCGGCCGGAUCCGUGAGUUCUGCCGGGCCUGGUAUCGACCGCCCAGCUGCGACGGCAACGACCUGGACCAGUGACCCGGCUGGUUCUGACCCGGCUAGUCCUCGUCCACAUCGUGUCCUCUUUGAUGCUGGGAGGUUCAGGGACGUCGCCUAAUAUUUAUAUUUUAUACAGGCAGCAAAUAUUAAAAUAUUACCCUCCAUUGUUUUUGUAUAUUUAUAAACUGAGUCUGGAUGUGAUCUAUUAAGGAGUUAUUAGUGAUCUAUUAAUGCUAAAAUAGGUGCGGCCCAGCUGGUUCUGAUCCGAUUCUUCAGAUCUUCUGGUUCACCAUGCUAUGCUGAACUUGCUACCGUUUCCUGUUUAUCAUAAACUGAUUUUUCUGUUGCUGUUUCUGGUUGUCUAAUAAAACUGUGUCAUAGCCGCUG